Molecule: messenger RNA, 927 nt
Organism: Sporisorium graminicola
Lineage: Eukaryota; Fungi; Basidiomycota; Ustilaginomycetes; Ustilaginales; Ustilaginaceae
Exons: 1
Coding region: 1-927 (308 amino acids)
Biological process (GO): cardiolipin biosynthetic process
Cellular component (GO): mitochondrion; membrane
Molecular function (GO): cardiolipin synthase activity
Source: RefSeq, a predicted model, not a curated record
AUGGCGUCAAGGUCUUUGAAGACAUUCGCAGGGCAUCGUCAACCAUGGACGUGCGAUCCAUCGCUUGUUCGAUCGCGCCCUUUCUCGUCAUCGUUGUCCCGCAGCAACUCGUCAUCUCCACCUCCAUCCUCACCACCACCGGCACCUCAACCACCUCAACCGCCAAAACAACCACUGUCAGAAGACAUCCUCACGAUCCCCAACCUGCUUACCAUCUCGCGCCUGCUCGCUACUCCUUACAUUGGCUACCUCGUCGCGACACACCAGUUCGUACCCGCGUGCACAUUGCUCUUCCUCGCCUCGAUAACAGACCUGCUCGAUGGCUGGCUCGCGCGCCGCACAGGCAAGUACACCGUGUUCGGAAGUAUCGCCGAUCCCGCUGCCGACAAAGCGCUAGUCACGACCAUGGUGAUCUCGCUCGCUGUCUCCGGUAUGCUCCCCUGGCCGCUAGCCACCGUCAUCCUGGGUCGGGACGUCGCGCUCGUCAUCUCGGCCUUUGUGAUCCGCUAUCGGACGCUCGAGGAGCCCAAGACCCUGGCGCGCUACUUCAAUCCGAGCCUGCCAAGCGCCACUGUGACGCCGACGCAGAUCAGCAAGUACAAUACGUUCUUGCAGCUUCUGCUGUUGGGACUGCUCACGCUGUAUCCCAUCCUGUUCCCGAACCAGCCGUCGCCCAGUCUGUCGUUCAACCAGCCUUCCCCUGCGGCCAAAGCGGAUAGCGAGGAGAAGAAACCACUCUUGAGCCCACAAACCAAGAGCGUGAUCGAUACGGCUAUCACAACACUCAUGUGGAUCACCGCGGCAACCACGGUCUGGUCGGGAGUCGGAUACCUCGGCGGAGCAGGCACGGGUAAGGUGCUCGCUGCAAACGCUGCGAAGAAAGUGCGCAACUCUCUCAAGAAGUCUUCCUCGCCACCACGGUCGUAA